AGCAGGAGGAGGAGGAGGAAGAGGAGGAGGAGGAGGAGGAAGGUGCCGGCUCGCCCGCUCGCUCCCGCCGCCGCUCCGGCAUGAGCGCGGCUUUCCAGCCCUCGCUGAUGAUGAUGCAGCGCCCGCUGGGAAGCAGCACGGCCUUCAGCAUCGACUCGCUGAUCGGCAGCCCCCCGCCGCCCGCCCCCGGGCACUUCGUGUACACCGGCUACCCCAUGUUCAUGCCCUACCGGCCCGUGGUGCUGCCGCCGCCGCCGCCGCCGCCGCCCGCGCUGCCGCCCGCGCUGCCCCCCGCGCACCCGCACCACCACCAGCUGCCCAGCCUGCCCUCCGGCUUCUGCUCCAGCCUGGCCCAGGGCAUGGCGCUCACCUCCACGCUCAUGGCCACGCUGCCCGGCACCUUCCCCGCCUCGCCGCAGCACCAGGAGGCCGCCAGGAAGUUCGCGCCGCCGGGCAACUUCGAGAAAGCCGAGGGCAUCCCCCCGGACGGCGGCGGCGACGACGGCAAAGCCUUCCUGGGCAAGGACGGCGCCCUCCUGCCCUUCCCCGCCGCCGACGCCGUCCAGGCUUCCCUCGCCGGGGCUCUCCGCGGCCAGGGCAAGGAGGACCCCAAGGCGGAGGAGGACGCGAAAGGCAAGGAGGAAAGUUUCUCCAUGGACAGCGAUCUCGAUUAUAGCUCGGACGACAAUAUCGCCGGGCAGGCGGCUCACAAGGAAGAGGACUCUGGCAACGCGCUGGAGGAGAGCCCCCAGAACCCCCCCAACUCCAGCAGCACCACGUCCACGGGCAAAAACCGGCGGAGGCGAACAGCCUUCACCAGCGAGCAGCUGCUGGAGCUGGAGAAGGAAUUUCACUGCAAAAAGUACCUGUCCCUGACCGAGAGGUCCCAGAUCGCUCACGCCCUCAAACUCAGCGAGGUGCAGGUGAAAAUCUGGUUCCAGAACAGGCGGGCCAAAUGGAAACGGGUCAAGGCGGGCAACGCCAACUCCAAGACAGGGGAGCCCUCCCGGAACCCCAAGAUCGUGGUGCCCAUCCCGGUGCACGUCAGCAGGUUCGCGAUCAGGAGUCAGCACCAGCAGCUGGAGCAAGCCCGACCCUGAUCUCUCCCUCCUCCCGCGCUCAGUUUUUCACGGGAAAAGUUUCCAAACCCGGGGUUUGAAGGCGACCCACCCGCGUCAAAACAAAAACGAGAGAAGCAAAAAAAAAAAAAAAAAAAAAGAAACCAAAAAACCAACAAGAAAACAAACCACAAUAACAAAAAAAAAAAAACCGCACCGCGAAAAAAAAAACCUAAAACACCACGAAAAGAACGAACCCCGCGUGAGCGCCUGGCGAAUCCCCAGCACGAGCGAACUUUGAAGCGAAACUUUCCGCUCACGGCGAGGGGAAGAGGCUUGGAAACUGUUUGGGUUCGGAGCAGGGAGAUCCCGGCUGGAAGAGACGCGCAGACACCCCCUCCCCCAUAAACAGAGAUAUUUAUUGCGAGGCUGCCCUUGGCUGCGGAGCCGGCGCUGGAUCCCCCUGGCCGGAGCAUCCCCAGCGAAACCCGCCGCGCCUUUUGCCACCUUUGGGGUUUUCUUUCUUAUUCGGGGGCGAAAGGUAAAGAAAAAAAAAAAAAACCGACAAAAAGACGAGAGAACAAACAGACAAACAAAAAAAAACCCGAAAGAAAACUCAGAGUUUCAUUUCAUGCCUUUUUUAUUGUUUGGUUUUAUUGCCGAUGGCUGAGUGGCAGGCACUGGGGAAUGAGUUUUUAAAAUAUUUUCUUCUUUUUUUUCUUUUUUUUUUUUGCCUGGCUUUCUGUCGACUUGGUUUGCCUAUUCUACCAAGCCAUGUUUA
Molecule: messenger RNA, 1839 nt
Organism: Haemorhous mexicanus (house finch)
Lineage: Eukaryota; Metazoa; Chordata; Aves; Passeriformes; Fringillidae
Gene: GBX2
Product: gastrulation brain homeobox 2
Biological process (GO): regulation of transcription by RNA polymerase II; regulation of nervous system development
Cellular component (GO): nucleus
Molecular function (GO): RNA polymerase II transcription regulatory region sequence-specific DNA binding; DNA-binding transcription factor activity, RNA polymerase II-specific
Source: RefSeq, a predicted model, not a curated record